Molecule: messenger RNA, 6654 nt
Organism: Loxodonta africana (African savanna elephant)
Lineage: Eukaryota; Metazoa; Chordata; Mammalia; Proboscidea; Elephantidae
Product: protein argonaute-4
Exons: 18
Coding region: 320-2704 (794 amino acids)
Biological process (GO): regulatory ncRNA-mediated post-transcriptional gene silencing
Molecular function (GO): RNA endonuclease activity; single-stranded RNA binding; miRNA binding
Source: RefSeq, a predicted model, not a curated record
GCUCCCUGCUUCUGCUUCUUGGCCUGUAGUUCUGCGUUCUCCAGCUAGAACCCUGAGAGCCCCAAGGAUGCUGAGCCUGCUGGGCUGACCAUGCUGCCUUGGAAGGGUCGCUGUUCCUUUGGUUCCUGGCUGCUAAGGACCUCCAACCAACCUGUUUCAGCCACCACGUCGUCCUGGCCUUGGGACUGUUGGAAAACCAAUUCGACUGUUAGCCAAUCAUUUUCAGGUUCAGAUUCCUAAAAUAGAUGUGUAUCACUAUGAUGUGGAUAUUAAACCAGAAAAACGGCCUCGUAGAGUCAACAGGGAGGUAGUAGAUACAAUGGUGCGGCAUUUCAAGAUGCAAAUAUUUGGUGAUCGGCAGCCUGGCUAUGAUGGCAAAAGAAACAUGUACACAGCACAUCCACUGCCAAUUGGACGGGAUAGGGUUGAUAUGGAGGUGACCCUUCCAGGUGAGGGUAAAGAUCAAACCUUUAAAGUGUCUGUCCAGUGGGUGUCAGUUGUGAGUCUUCAGUUGCUUCUAGAAGCUUUGGCCGGACACUUGAAUGAAGUCCCAGAUGACUCAGUACAAGCACUUGAUGUUAUCACAAGACACCUUCCCUCUAUGAGGUACACUCCAGUGGGCCGUUCCUUUUUCUCACCUCCUGAAGGUUACUACCACCCUCUGGGAGGGGGCAGGGAGGUUUGGUUUGGCUUUCAUCAGUCUGUGAGACCUGCUAUGUGGAAUAUGAUGCUCAAUAUUGAUGUAUCUGCAACUGCUUUCUACCGGGCUCAGCCUAUCAUUGAGUUCAUGUGUGAGGUUUUAGACAUUCAGAACAUCAAUGAACAGACCAAACCACUAACAGACUCCCAGCGUGUCAAGUUUACCAAAGAAAUCAGAGGUCUUAAAGUUGAAGUGACCCACUGUGGACAGAUGAAACGAAAAUAUCGAGUCUGUAACGUGACUAGACGGCCAGCCAGCCAUCAAACAUUUCCUUUACAGCUAGAAAAUGGUCAAGCUAUGGAAUGUACAGUAGCUCAAUAUUUUAAACAAAAGUAUAGUCUGCAGCUGAAAUACCCCCAUCUUCCCUGUCUCCAAGUGGGACAAGAACAAAAACAUACAUACUUGCCACUUGAGGUCUGUAAUAUAGUGGCAGGACAGCGAUGUAUAAAGAAGCUCACAGACAAUCAGACUUCCACAAUGAUCAAAGCAACAGCAAGGUCUGCUCCUGACAGACAGGAGGAAAUCAGCAGACUGGUGAAGAGCAACAGCACGGUGGGUGGACCUGAUCCAUACCUUAAAGAAUUUGGUAUUGUUGUCCACAACGAAAUGACAGAGCUCACGGGCAGGGUGCUCCCGGCACCGAUGCUGCAAUAUGGAGGCCGGAAUAAAACGGUAGCCACACCCAACCAGGGUGUCUGGGAUAUGCGAGGAAAGCAGUUCUAUGCUGGCAUUGAAAUUAAAGUUUGGGCAGUUGCUUGUUUUGCACCUCAGAAACAAUGUAGGGAAGAUUUACUGAAGAGUUUCACUGACCAGCUACGUAAAAUCUCCAAGGAUGCAGGAAUGCCCAUCCAGGGUCAGCCAUGUUUCUGCAAGUACGCACAAGGCGCAGACAGCGUGGAGCCCAUGUUUAAGCACCUAAAAAUGACAUACGUGGGCCUGCAGCUAAUUGUAGUUAUUUUGCCUGGGAAGACACCAGUGUAUGCGGAGGUGAAACGCGUUGGAGAUACCCUCCUGGGCAUGGCCACACAGUGUGUCCAAGUAAAAAACGUAGUGAAGACCUCACCCCAAACCCUUUCCAAUCUUUGCCUGAAGAUAAAUGCAAAGCUUGGAGGAAUUAACAAUGUGCUUGUACCUCAUCAAAGGCCAUCGGUGUUCCAGCAGCCUGUCAUCUUCCUGGGAGCGGAUGUCACACACCCGCCUGCGGGGGAUGGGAAAAAGCCCUCCAUUGCUGCUGUCGUUGGCAGUAUGGAUGGCCACCCCAGCCGGUACUGUGCCACCGUUCGGGUGCAGACCUCCCGUCAGGAGAUCUCUCAGGAGCUCCUCUACAGUCAAGAGGUAAUCCAGGACCUUACUAACAUGGUUCGAGAGCUGCUGAUCCAGUUUUACAAAUCUACCCGCUUCAAACCCACACGGAUCAUCUAUUACCGUGGAGGGGUAUCUGAGGGACAGAUGAAACAGGUAGCUUGGCCAGAGCUAAUAGCAAUUCGAAAGGCAUGUAUUAGCUUGGAAGAAGAUUACCGGCCAGGAAUAACCUAUAUUGUGGUGCAGAAAAGACAUCACACACGACUCUUCUGUGCAGACAAAACAGAAAGGGUGGGGAAAAGUGGCAAUGUCCCAGCAGGCACUACAGUGGACAGUACCAUCACACAUCCGUCUGAGUUUGACUUUUAUCUCUGUAGUCAUGCAGGAAUUCAGGGAACCAGCCGUCCUUCACAUUACCAGGUCUUGUGGGAUGACAACUGCUUUACUGCAGAUGAACUCCAGCUACUGACUUACCAGCUGUGUCACACCUAUGUGCGGUGCACGCGCUCGGUUUCUAUUCCAGCCCCUGCAUACUAUGCCCGGCUUGUAGCAUUUAGAGCAAGGUAUCAUCUGGUGGAUAAAGAUCAUGACAGUGCAGAAGGCAGCCACGUGUCAGGACAGAGCAAUGGUCGAGAUCCUCAGGCCUUGGCUAAGGCUGUGCAGAUCCACCAUGAUACCCAGCACACGAUGUAUUUUGCCUGAGAGUCUCAGAAAAAGAACUCAACCGAUUUGGCACCCCAUGCAGCCUCAAAAUGUUUCAAAUGCCUACCACCUCUACAUAGAGCCAAGUUGACUUCAGGUGAUCUUCUACCAGCAGCUCGGAAUAGUUGCACUGAAUUUAUACUUCGCAGCACUGUCUGAUGCAUCCACAAAAUUGAGCCAUUUUUUAAAAAAGUAAUAGGUACUCAUAGAUUAUCUUUUCUGAUGCACUGGACUAAAUUUUUACCUCAACGAGCAAAGGCUGAUCAGCCUGAACUUUAUAAAGGACUUUGCAGGAAAGGUUUCUAUGGAAUAUUUUGCUAGCUGUGGUGUUCACCGCAUCCCUCUAGUCUUAUAAGAGAAGAUUAUUUGUUUUUUUGGUAUUCAUCGAGUGGGGUAUAAGCAUAAAUGGGAGAGAGAAAUCAAACAACCUACUUCAGUUCAGUGUAACUAUUUAAUUGUAUGGGUCCAUAGACUUUUUAAUGGAGAUUUUUGACUUCACCACUGUAAAUGCCUUUAAUGAGCAUUAAUUUUUGAAAGUUUUACAGAGUUUUAUUAGUUUUACUACUUUAUCUUAUUGAUCUCUGCAGACUUGUGCUGGUGCAAGUACAAGCUGCCAAGCAAUUGCACUAUAUUUGGCUGCAGAUUCAGACAGGCAGUUCUCUUAUUUAGUUGGCUUUUGUGAAUGUGUAACAUAAACAGGUGUAAUGCAUGUCACGGGGACAGAUAACACUGCCAUGGUAAAAAUACUCUUGUCUCCCCCUCUUUAAAAAAAAAAAAUAGCUUUUAGUAUUUUUCCAAGUCUUCAAAAGUGCCCAUUUUAUGCUGCUGUGUGAUCUGUUAGAUCUAAAUGAUUUUUAAACUUUUCUCAUACAAAGUUAACUUUGGCAAUAAACAUUUUUUAAGGGCCCUCCACUUCUUUUGCCUGACAGCAGCGUAGUUUUCUAGAUGAGAUUUUGGUAUGAUUUUAUGAACUACUUCUUAUAUAUCAUAAUCUGGCAAUUUCUGAAACCGGUCAGAAAAGACGUAUAUUUCCAUGCCUUUUUAAAGACUUAUUUUUAUCUGUUUUAUAGCCACAUUUGGUGUCCUGUCAUUUUGUUUUAAAAUAAGCUAGAACCAGGAUGCUUCCUUAUUGGGUAGGCCUUGCCACUCCUUAAGGUACAUUGAGUGAUGCUGCAACUUGCGAAAAUGUACCAGCAUUUAAAGCCCCCCCACCGCCCACCCUACCUGGAGAACCAAGGUUACUCACAGAGUAACUUGCAGUGCAAAUUUUUUGCUUCUCUUUCAACCUGAAAUGUACUUGGUGGGGUUUUCUACCCUUUAUUAAACUAAAGCUGUAUAGAAAAGCUUGAUUGUUCUUAAUGAAUUCUGGAUUCCACUCACAGGAAGAUGGGAUUCCUUUCUUGUCCAGAAAAAGAGAGUUGAUCUAAAGUAAGCAUCAGUUAAAAUAUAAGGGAAAAUGUAUUCUGUAUUUGUUGUUGUGUGCCGUCGAGUCUAUUCCGACUCAUAGUGACCCUAUAGGACAGAGUAGAACUGCCCCAUAGGGUUUCCAAGGCUAAAAUCCUUAGGAGAGCAGAUUGCCAGGUCUUUUCUCCUCAGAGCACCUGGUGGGUUCGAACCUCCAACCUUUCGGUUAGCAGCCAAGAGCUUAACCGUUUCGCCACCAGGGCUCCUAUUCUGUAUUUACUGUAGAUAAUACUUUGUGAAUGGACAACAGUUACAUAGAGUCUUGGUAGUUCCAACCUGUGUUUCCCAGCCCAAAUUGGACUGACUCGUAAUUCUGUAUCCUGGAACCUUAGGAGUGAGAGAUGGAGAAGGGGAUAAAAGGCCUAGAGCCAUACUCCAUCUAUACGGUGGAGGAAGAGAUAGACACAAGGUCGUAAAAAACAAACUUACCUCCUCUGUCUGGAGACUGCUGGUGGGGAAACACUGGAUCUAAUGGUGAAGGGUAUUUGCUUAAACUCAUUAGCCAGCCCACAUCUCUUAAACUAGCCUUCUCAAAAUCCCAGCAAUAUAAAACACUGUUUUUCUUCAGUCUUUUAACAAACUUGUAUAUACAUUGACGUUUACAUUUCCAUGUCCUGUUGAUCACAAGCACCGCUGGUGUUUGCUGAGACGGGUCUUCAGAGUGUAUCCUAGUGUUUGUUGAGUCCUGUAGCUCAUUAAGAUGAAUACAGACGUUCUUAUCCUCUGCAGAUAGUGGGAUGAAAGCAAACUCUGUUGCUGAGGCACAACAUAGGCAGGAGCAAAGAGAUGGCAGAUGUUCAUUUCUUAAGAUUUUCCUUUGGCAAAUACCUCAGUUGGAUAAUACAAAUCAGGACAUGUUGGUGAGGGGCUGACUGCUGCUUUUAUUCACACUCGUUCAGGGAGAGCACAGAAAAAUACCCUUCAGCACGACCACUCUGGACCCAAGAGGAGAAAAAAAACAAGUGUUUUUAGGAGGAGGACUCACUGGAGUCCAGGAUGUGAACUCUUAGUGGCUGGCUGGCUGGCCAGCUGGCACCACACCUGCACUCGAGUGCCUCGGGCUUGCUUCCUUCUCACCAUCUCCUGGCAUGUAUGGAGCAGGGAGCAAAGGUGGAGGGCUGGAAAGCCCUGGUUUGCUGGCCUGAGGUUGGGUUGUAUGUUCAGCCUCGAACAAACAAUACAGUUUGUAAGACCUCAGUCAAUCCUGAUACGCUGGGCAAAUCAGUGUCAUGGUGGAGGAAAAUCCGGGAAGCCUAUUUUUAUAGGAAAACAGUACCAUUAAGUGUGCAAUGCUGUCAUUUUUGGACAAAAGGUAAGAAAUAUGGAGGAACUAGAAUUACUGGGGAAAAAAACUUGCUGAAGGGUGAAUCUUUAAGAGGUAGGUAAUCAUUGCGAAACCAGACUGGCAGAAAUAGUUCUGCAAGCAAGUCUGAAUGCAUAGUUUUAAUUUAAUUCGGCUUGACAAUUUGAAUUUGUGACCUCUUGAAACUAACUGAAUCAUGCAUGUGUCAAUCAAUGGGAGGUGUGCAUUCUGUAGAAGUAGUUUUAGGGUGUUUGGUUUUUUACAACGCAGCCUAUUUAGGCAUCGUCACGUGGUGUGAAAGAUUUAAAUGUAGCAAUGUAAAAGAGUAAUAAUUUGGGGAGAAGGAGCAGGUAAGAGAGCCACGAAGACCCAAAUAUUGAUUCAGUUGUGUUUUGUUGUUGUUAGCUAUUGCAUUUUGAAUGGUUUAUAAAAGUGAACUAGCUGGUUUAAAGCAGCCAGCAGUCCAGGCAGGCAGAAUGUAUUCAUUCUUACUGUUAAGUUCUAUUUGCUGCUUCCAAAGGGGUUGCCUUACAAGCAGUCAAGCUCUAUGUGAUGUGUAUUUUAGGAUCUGGUGCCCAGCCUGUAUCAAAGCUUACCUAUGUACCCUUCCAAUGGGAAAAGGUAAUCCUUGUGCAGAUACACUGUUUAACAAGGAUCACCCUCUCUGCCCGACCCUAUCAACCCUUUGUGGAUGUGCUGUUAAGAUUUUCUUGCUCAGUAGCAAGGUGGUAGCUCUACUUUCAUUUUAAGAAAGCAGAGACUGAGGGCAUUGUAUCAAUACUAUUUCAAUUCCAAGGAUUUUUCUUUGUAAAAUUAAAGGAAAGGUCUUGUUAUCGAUUAAUAAUUUUCUUACCCUUGCUAUUGACAUAUUCAUGCUCUUUCUAUGUCUAGUGGCUGAAAAUGUUUGCAUCUGUUCAUUUGAUUAGUGGUGUAAUUUUUGUUUCUAUAUUGUUAGACUUGUAAUGUUUUAAAAUGUAUUUUAUAAAUCUGGACUGGAUGUAUGUCUCUGGCAACACGAGGUACUUUCUCAGCUAUUAAGGGAGGGGUCGUAUCCUCAUGUUGCGAUCAAAUGAUGGCUGUUUAAAUUUUGAAAAAAAAAAUUUUUUUUUUUGGCCUGCAGGGAUAUUUUGUGUUCAUGUGUCCAAAAAAAAAAAAAAAAAAAGAAUAAACUGGCCUUCUUGUG